AUGGAAUCUGCCAAUAACAAGCUACGACCCUUACAAAAGCAGGAUAAUGAGCCAUUACGGCCAUCUUCGUCCACUCAUCAGCAGCAACACUCUGGCCGUGUACAACAGCCAACACCCAAUCAUUGUCCUUCUCAUACGUCGUAUAAUGAGCAAAGUCAGCAGACUCCUCCUCCUGUAUCAACAACAUCCAAUACACAGCUGGAAGAAUCACCUCCAAUUCUAUCUCGUCAAACAGCACCUGUAUCAACUUAUUACAGUGAGGCUCCAUCGCAACCAAUGGCUCCACAGACACCAACAGCUCCAUCGCACAAGAUACAGCAGCAUGAACAGGAACAGCAGCUUCAAGAUGUUGGUGCAGAACAUCUCACAAACAAGGGUGACCCGCUAUUGGCAAAGUGGACUAGCAGUUUUUGGCGGCAGACUGGAAAGAUGCAAGCAGCUGUUGGCGAUCUAACAGGUUUCGAAUCGUGGCAAACUCAAGGUCGUUCUACCGAAGCAUGGGCUGAUACUGCGUAUCGUGAAGCUGAAAGUCGAAAAAAUCAGGGUGACCCUAGCUGGGUGCGUGGCGAAUAUGAUGUGGUUAUGGGAACUCUUGGUAAUGCGGUUGGCUAUCUAGCUGGAGAUCCAGAGAUGCAGGCUCGUGCUCGUAUGCGAGCUCACGAAGGUCAAGACCAGGUUGACAGGAUUAAACGUUCAUAG
Messenger RNA from Lichtheimia ornata, 699 nucleotides. RefSeq lists its product as uncharacterized. NCBI's taxonomy places the organism in Eukaryota, Fungi, Mucoromycota, Mucoromycetes, Mucorales, Lichtheimiaceae. The coding region runs from base 1 to 699 and encodes 232 amino acids. The transcript has a single exon. The record is from RefSeq and is a predicted model, not a curated record.